Messenger RNA from Oncorhynchus nerka (sockeye salmon), 8754 nucleotides. RefSeq names its product POU domain, class 2, transcription factor 1-like. Gene Ontology annotation, biological process: regulation of transcription by RNA polymerase II. Gene Ontology annotation, cellular component: nucleus. Lineage: Eukaryota; Metazoa; Chordata; Actinopteri; Salmoniformes; Salmonidae. The record is from RefSeq and is a predicted model, not a curated record. Gene Ontology annotation, molecular function: RNA polymerase II cis-regulatory region sequence-specific DNA binding; DNA-binding transcription factor activity, RNA polymerase II-specific. The transcript has 16 exons. Bases 52 to 2394 code for a protein of 780 amino acids.
GCGGACGGAGGAGCAGCGAGUCAAGAUGAGAGUUCAGGACCAGAUUGUAGAAUGAGUAAUGCGUCAGAAAGGAGUAAAUGUGGAAUGGAGAGUCAGAGUGGGGACGGCAACACAGAAAUCCAAACGAAUGGACUGGACUUUCAGAGGCUUCAGACCACAAGCGCAAUCACCAACGCUCACACACAGGCUCUCCUCCAACAGUCCAAGUCAGAAGACUCGGGUGCAAUUCCGACAUCGGUCCAGCAGGGGGUGCUGCCUCAGGCCCAGCUCAUGCUGGCUGGGGGACAGAUAGCUGGAUUGACCCUGUCUCCAGCGCAGCAGCAGUUGUUGUUGCAACAGGCCCAGGCCCAGCUCCUAGCAGCAGCCAUGCAGCAGCAGUCAGCCAGCCAGCAGAGCAGCACUACGGGGGCCAGCAUCUCUGCCUCUGCAGCCACCCCUAUCACACAACUGCCCCUGUCCCAGCCCAUCCAGAUCACCUCUAUUCCCUCUGGUUCUACCCAUCUUCCAGGCCAGCUAAGCCAGCUGGGAUACCCCUAUGAGAUGGCGACCUUCAGCAGUUACCUACCUUUACAACAGCUGCAGCAGCAGAACCUGACCAUGCCCCAGUUUGUCCUAGUUCAGCCUGGCCACCACAUCGCUACCCAGCUGCAGCCUGGCCAGUUCAUCAUCUCACAGUCACCACAGGGCCAGCAGAGUCUCCUGCAAGGCCAGAGUCUUCUAACUCAACUACCUCAAAGCCAAGCCAACCUCCUGCAGACUCAUCCCAGCAUCACGCUCUCCACACAGCCAGCGACUCCAACCCGCACGAUAGCAGCCACUCCCAUCCAGCCUCUGGCCCACAGCCAGACCUCGCCCCCUAAACGCCUGGCCACGCCCAGUCUGGAGGAGCCCAGUGACCUGGAGGAGCUGGAACAGUUUGCCAAGACCUUCAAACAGAGACGCAUCAAACUGGGCUUCACACAGGGAGAUGUUGGCCUGGCUAUGGGCAAGCUGUACGGUAACGACUUCAGCCAGACCACCAUCUCCCGCUUCGAGGCCUUGAACCUGAGCUUUAAGAACAUGUGCAAGCUGAAGCCACUGCUGGAGAAGUGGCUCAACGAUGCAGACAAUCUGUCGUCUGACCAGGCCCUGUCCAGCCCCAGCGCCCUGGGCUCCCCUGGCCUGGGUAUGGAGGGGCUGAACCGCCGACGCAAGAAGAGGACCAGCAUCGAGACAAACAUCCGUUUGGCCUUAGAAAAGAGAUUUCUGGAACAGAACCAAAAACCUACCUCUGAGGAGAUCACCAUGAUCGCCGACCAGCUCAACAUGGAGAAGGAGGUGAUCCGGGUGUGGUUCUGUAACCGGCGGCAGAAAGAGAAGAGGAUCAACCCCCCAAGCGGUGGAUAUAGCAACACCGGGACAGGAAGCAGCCCCAUCAAAACCAUCUUCACCCCUACGAUCCCCCUGGUGGCCAGUACGGCCAGCCUUGUGACCAGUAACACACCGACCACACUGACUGUAAACCCAGUGAUGCCUCUCAACAGCACCAGCGUGUCUGGCCUGACCUUCACAGGCACGACCAUAGGAGCGACCACAAACACGGCGUCUGUCAUCUCCACGGCACCCAUGGUUACUGCGGUGACCAGCUCCCCAUCGCUAAGCCCCUCCCUCACGGCCCUCCAGGCCACGGCGGCGGAGACCGGCGGAACCCAGGAGCACACGGUGGUCACGCAGGCACUGUCGUCCCUAGCGACCACUCUGGGGACGGGUCAGGUGAUGGUGGCUGGACUGGGCCUGUCGGCCGCCCUGCAAGGCGCCGCCCAGUUACCCACCAGCGCUAGUUUCGCCGCCAUGGCCGGACUUAACCAAGGACUUAUGGCGUCAUCGCAGUUCACUCCUGGGGGGGCCUUGCUGAGCUUGGCUCCAGGGGGGCUGGGAGGGGCUCUGAACCCCGCCAUGUUGAGCAACAGCACCCUGGCCACAAUCCAAGGUCUGUGGAGCGCUCUGGCAUCAGGCGGUGCUCUCCCCAUCACCUCGCUGGAUGGGAGCGGUAACCUGCUGUUCGCCAACACCUCCGCCGGCAGCACCCCCAACCUGAUGCAACCCCUCUUCCUGAACCCCCAGAACCUGUCCCUGCUCACCACCAACCCUGUCAACCUGGUGUCAGCCGGAGCUGCUGGGGAGGGGCCCUGCAGGUCUCAGCUGACCACCAGGUCACCACAGCGACUGUACCAGUUCCCGCCUCCACCAUCACCACUGCCUCCAGGGCCCAGUGAAGCUGGAGGCCUCAAAUGGAACCCUAUGCCCUAUUUAGUGCACUACUCUUGGUUAAAUGUAGCGUACGAUAUGUCUGGCUCUGGCCAUAUUAGGGCACUAUAUGGGGGAAUAGGGCUGUUGUUUGGGAUUUGGCCUUAGACUAAUGGCUCUACCCACCUGUUCCUCCUCUUCUCUCUGUCAUUAUUUAAAUAUUUUGCUGCCACCAAAAAGAAACCCUCUGUGAAGCGGGUUGGAAUUUAUUUUUUAAAGAAUGUUGGUCUUUUUUCCAUUCUCUCUUCCCUAGUACUCCAAAAAUGUUGGUCUUUUUUCCAUUCUCUCUUCCCUAGUACUCCAAAAAUGAUGUUUUUGGUCGUUGGAUGCGUCAGGUCACGCAGGAGGACUGGGGCGGCCAUUUUCUGAGGCAUGAUCGUCUUGAACUCUAUGGUUUGUGCUCCUUGUGUGACGCCUGACCAACGUCUUGGGAAAGUAAAUAACAGAGAAGACCCACCUUUUCUACUCCGUCACCUUUUUCACAAGUAGAGAUCUUUCUCUUCCCUGUUCAGAACUUAUUCUGAAGUACUUCUAACCAAAAAUGUGUGAUUUUACUUUUAAAAUGUUUAUUCUAACAAAAAUGAUUUACUACUAAGUUCACAAUCUACAUCAUCACUAAAAGGGGGGGGUUUGUGCGUCUCCCCUGUCUAGGUUGAGUUUAUAGUGUCGGCGGCUCUGUUGGAAAGGCCUCAGCACGAAUAUCAAAGUUUUAUUUUAGAAGCGUUCUUGUUUUAGUUUGUUUUCUCUUGUUUUUAUGUGAGUGGACAUUUUCAGAACUUUACGUAUAACAUUUUAACUGCUAUAUAUAUAUAAUUAGUUUUAUUGUGGUUAUAAGGCUUUAAAAAUCUAGUAAUAAUAAGUGGCUGAUACAUAACGGUUAUCGUUGCUUUAAGGAACAGGGUUAGCUGCGUGGUCUCUCUCUGGUCCUCUCGGUCUGGUAACACUGAGUUUGACAUUUCGCAGUAGCCCAGUGGCCAUGGAGCAUUUGUAAAUGGUAGUCUAGGUGCGGACCAUAGACACUGAUAUAAGAAAUGAUCACGCUUAGAGCUUUAACCCGGGUUACAUAUGGACCCAUGUCUGUGGGGUGGUGGUUGUGUGUUGUGGGGGGGUCAGGGUUCACAGUUCAUGGGUCAGGCAGUAUAGGGGCUAAGUGGUUUUCUUGUGACCUUUACAGCUCAGGCAAAUACAGACGCCUCAGUUAGCUGUAUGAUACAUGGAGCUCUGUGACUGAGUGUUCUCUGACGGUCUGUCUGUCUGUAUGGUUGCCAUGCCAACUGGAUGACGUUGGUGUGCGGUAGAUGGGGACGUUGUGUAUUUUUGCUGAGAUAUUUUUCAUUUUUUUUAAUGCCACCAAUGAACUGCAGUCUGCCUGUUUUGAAAGACUUAAACAUUCUGUCAUGUUUUUUAACAUGUUUUAUGGUCCUUUAUUUCUGCAGUCUUUCGACUGGCUUACUUCAAAUAUACCAAAAAUAUUUGUUAAAACUAGUGCUGUUUAUUGUCAGUGUAGCUUAGCCUAGUCCUAAUAUUUAUGAGUACAAACUCUCUCUCUCUCUCUCUCUACACACAACAGGAGAUGAAAAUGCAAUAUGUUGAUGAUCACUUUCCAAAGACAAACGUAUUUUUAAAUUUGACUAUGGCUCUCCCUGCUCAGCUUUAAAGUAGCAGGGCAAAUAACCAAAAAGAAAGGUAUGGGAAGACGGGAGGUCAGGUGUCUCCCUGAAUAAUGUUCAUAUAUUUGAGGGGUGUUUAGGUUUGAAUGGUAGCGGUUAUAUGAUAUCAAUGGGUGCUUAUCCUCUAGGCUCGGUCUCGUUUCUCUACAUGUUUCCCCCAUGAUGAUAUGGCAGACUGUCCUGACCCUUUCUAGACUGGCAUAUCCGAUGGGCAACAGUUUGGAUCGUAGUCAGGCUUUCAAUAGUCGGGUAAGGGCUGUCCAUUUUGAGUUUUUCUACUAAUCCUCAGCCAUGAAAUAAAAAGCUUGAACCAAAGUCGUUUUCUCACUAGCUGCUGUGCCUGUGUGAGCUAGCAAGUGCUGUUCACACAAUCACUAUUUUACAUAAUACUACUACUGACAAGUUUUCUCCUCUUAAACCCACCUGUGUGCAUCCCCCACCUCUAACCCGCUUCUAAGGAACAGGGAUAUUUUAGCUUUAAUGACCAGCUGCUUUAACUUAGAAUGGAGGCAAACGUUCUGCGUGUGUUUUUUCUUCUAGCUUUGUGACCAUAUCCUGUUAGCAGGUCUCGAUUUCCUGUGGUUGAAGCCUUCUCUCCUUCCCCUCAAUGCCCAGCUAGCUUUACUAUGGGGAGCUCAUCCACUGGCAGCACCAGUAAAGACGUUUCGGACCAAGAUCCUGACCUGUAACCAAGCAGCGUAGCCUCUGUGCUGCCCUUAUCGAACUGCCCCUUUUCGUAACAACAACAACAGCACACAGCAAUAGUGUUGUUCUGUCGGCCCUAACAUAAUCAGAUUAAUGACUGCCUAGUUUGAAAGCAGAGAAUUGGCUCCACGCUGUUCAGUUUUUGUGCUCCUUUUUCACCCGUGAAUUACUUUGACUAAAUACCUCAGCAGCACUUAGACAUUAGGUUCUCUAAGAAAUCUGACACCCGCUGAAUAUUAUAGAAUGUACAAGAACUGUAUGGCUGAAUUGUACAAGAUGGCAAAAAAGAGUCAUCGUUAUCUCAAACUAGGACAAACUACUACUGCUAUUUUCUAGUACUACUACUUAUGGGUAUUUCCAGGUUUUAACAGUUUAACAUUAUUUUGUGAUCCUUCUUGCCAAAGCAAAGCGAAAGCCUUUCUCUCUGCGGCUAGGUUGAUGUCUCCAUGCUGCUCACUUGGCUGGUGUUCUGUCUGAAUGGGACUUGUCGUUCUAUUUGUAGUCCUGUUUGUAGUCAUUCACCAGUCGUGAAGUGCGGUAGCUAGGUGAACCAGUGUCCAUUGGCACCAUUGGAAGUUAAUGAAAUAUUUAUCUGCGGAACGACUAAAGGAUAAGAGAAAAAAAGCUUUUUUUUCUUCUCUUCUUAAUUCUAUACAUAUAUAUAUAUAUAUACACAACACAUGUAAGAUAUUCAUAUUUUAUAUUUGAACUAGUAUGUUAUCAAGACUGAAUGUGGUGUUUUGUCAUGCUUAUAUUCAAAAGACAAAAAAAUGUUUUUUUUAUUAAUCAUAGCAAUUUUGAAAAACUUUCAAGACCAAAAACUUAGACCGUGCCCCCUUGGUGCAUGAAUCACAGACACCUGUAGCCAUCAUGUGUGGGUGUGGUCUGUUGAGUGGGAGGGGCUUGCUCUGGUGCUCCUAUUGGACAGUCCCCGUUUGUGCUGUUGCUAGGGAAACAGACUGAAGCGCCUAAUCUUUCAUUGUCUUUUUUGUCUGUGUGUUUGGUUUACUAUGGACUUGAUUUGCUGUGCUGUUUUUAACAAUCGUUAGAUUUUUUUAAAAAUUACGUAUGCCUUUAAUUGUUUUGUAUAGCACGAGAGGGCAAGAUCACUGGCUUCCUUAGUUUGACAAAAUAUGAAAAUGAUCAUUUCCGCCUUAUCGUUAUUUAGAAGACAAAAGCAUUGUAGCAUAUGUUUGUGUGAGAGUAAUCUAGUGAGAGAGGCUGCCUCCUCGCUAUCUUUUGUGUUUAGCUAGCCUACUCAGUGCAUAGUUCUUGGGCUUGUGCUGUUCUGGCACAGUUAUGUUGCUACCUAUGACUUUAGGGGUGACUCAGACAGGUGGCAAUACCUGUAGGAAAAGCUUUACUAUUAACUGAGCUCCAGCAGAGGUGUGUGUGUGUGUGUGUGUGAGAGAGAAAGGAAGAGCUGACUGCAGACCACAACGGUGCAUUUGUUCUCAGCUUACAGAUAAAGUAUAAUGAUAAGAGCAUUCAAGGAAGAUGGGAAUGAGAAUAUGGAACAGUAGCUGAGUGUGUCAGUGAUCCAUUGCCUCUUUGUUGGUAUGCGAUGGUGCACAAGUGAAUCCUCUGGUUUGCUAUAUUUAAUUAUAACCUGUUGUGAUGGCUCAGUUAGUGGAUCCUUCAAACAUACAGGAUCUUUGUGCGUUAGAGUGGAUUCUCUUUGAUACCGUUUUAUUGUGUUUGGUGCCGUUGUGGAUCUGGAUGUCUCUCAGGUUUGUCUGAUGCUCUAGAAGUGGUUCUGUGUUGAUGCAUGUGGCGCAGUGGUUCUGUGUGGUGGGUGUAAAGGUUUAGUAAAGGGAGAGGGCAGCGAGACACCAGGAAGUCUGGGGUAACUAGCUUGGUUAAGGGAGCUGCUGUAUACCUCAUUUUUAGCUCGAGACUGAGUGAAACUUGCUUUAAAUCUACUUUAGUAAAGAAAAAAAUUAAACAUAAACAACACCAAAAACACAUGGUCCUAUCAGAGAAGCUCACAAAUGUCUGUUUUAAGAGUACAGAGUGUCAUGACAGCUGCUGCCACCGGGGGGAGAUGGGACAUACUCCAGCACUUAAGAAUGUCUGCUUCUCUUUAUUUUUUACAAGAACAACAUCAUCAUCGCUCACGCUAAACACACAGUGACCUCUCACACCUCCACCUCCGAUUAUAAUGCUGAAAGUAUACUCACAUUUCACUUUUUAGUAGUAUGUACUUGAUUUAUCCCAAUCUUAUUCUGUUUUCUAUGAUUUGACAAUCCUGUCCUUUUUUAUAUUCUUAUUUAGAUUGUAAAUGUAGAUGUUGGUGUGUCUACUCACCUGGUGGUGCGCUGCCUCGCUGCACUCUCUUUCCUGUGGUAAUGUUAACCAAAGACUUCCAAAGUGAUUGUAUAUGGACUAGACCAUCUCUCACCCCUCCGCCUCAUCAUCCCACGAGAAAAGACAUGCAGCUGUGAUCACACACGCUCUUCCCUGAGCACCUGUAAUGUCGAUACGCCUGUAUGGCAGAGCUGUGUGUGCGUGCGCGCCACGGACACAACAGGCAGGGCCUGUGGGGGAGGAUAGGUAGAGUUUCGAGGGGCAAAGUGAGGUUCUCUGAUAGACAGAUCAAUUAUCCAAUCCCGUGAUGGCUGGGUGAUGUUUGUUAAUACACAUUGAGGGUGCAUCCUGUGCACGCUGUAAAGGCUCAGGAGUCACUUUUUCUGUCCCUCUGUCUGUCUCCGUCUGUCUCUGGGACUGUUGCUAGGACACACCUAUUCCGUCUCAAAGACGGUCACAAAAAUACACGGUUUCUGCUUCUUGGAUACAGUGCGUCUGUCUGGCUCCCUAUCUGUGUAUUGUAGUUGCCAGGAUACAUUGUCUCUAGGAUACAAAUUCUCUGGUUCUUUCUCUCUGUCUCACCACUGUUUUCCUUCUUUCUCUGUGUCUCUCUCUUGCUUCUCUCUCCCGCUGUGACACUAUGCAUCAUGGUCCUUCACUACACAUGGCCUGUGUCUGAUUGGCUAAACUCUUUGGUCAAUGGAGUCCCAGGGAAACGUUAUAUGAUGCUUUAUUCCAAGUGGGGGAGUUGUAGGAUCUCACAAGCGCUAUCCCAAAGCAAAAAAUAUCCAAAUAAUGUUUGACAAACGCAGAUACCAAAGAUAACUCUCUCUGUCCUGUCACACUCUCUCUCUCUCUCUCUCUCUCUCUCUCUCUCUCUCUCUCUCUCUCUCUCUCUCUCUCUCUCUCUCUCUCUCUCUCUCUCUCUCUCUCUCUCUCUGUGUCUCUCUGUGUCUCUCUCUCUCUCUGUCUCUCUCUCUCUCUCUCUCUCACCCUGCAGCUUGUGUAUUAAGAGAUAAACCCAGCACUGGCUUUAGCCCUAGCCCCAGUAAUUCCAAAGCUUAGAUGUAUAUUUUGGUAUAUUUCUGAGAAAUCUAAAUGGGAAAAAAAGUCUGUUGUUUUAAAACAACAAUCUUGUCUGUUUGGUGUAUCGAUCUUUUUCUGUCACAGCAUGGAACUAAUUGCAGAAUUGUCUUACUCUUGGUAGAUUAAAGAUAUAGUAUUUUUGUAUGUUUUGGGGUGUGUAAAAAAAUUAUGUGUGUGUGAAUAUAUCAGUUAACACGGCCCAAGUGUCAAUGGUUUCAAAAAGAAAACUAGCAGAAAAUUUUUUGAGAAAUGCAUUCUGUAAAAUUAUUGAUAAUUCUCCCUCUGUAAACCAAGCUUGGGCUAAACUAAAGGAAUGUGCCCCUAUCUUCUGACUAGUUUUUCCUCUGAGUACACCGUCUGUCACUCUAGAACUCUGGGAGCCAUGCUGUCGUUGUGACGCGCGGUUCCACUGUUACACCAUGGACUAGAACACUGCUUACUGUUGCCACGGGGACACAUGCCUCAUAUCCAACUAAGAACUCCCCCCCAGACAUGGCGGUUGGCAGCAUAUAGAACUGAAAGAUUGUGUAGAACAUUAAGUAUGUGAAUCAGGAUACAUGGUAGAUUUGAUGCAUUUGUCUGCUGUAUUUUUGUUUGAGUUUUUUAUAUGUAUAUAAAGAUGAAUCUUUUACUGUAACUGUACAGUUCUCUUUUGUUGUAAACGUCAUUAAACCAUUUUCCAGGUGUUUUAACAUUGGAA